Molecule: messenger RNA, 621 nt
Organism: Rhododendron vialii
Lineage: Eukaryota; Viridiplantae; Streptophyta; Magnoliopsida; Ericales; Ericaceae
Product: F-box/kelch-repeat protein At3g23880-like
Exons: 2
Coding region: 1-621 (206 amino acids)
Source: RefSeq, a predicted model, not a curated record
AUGGCAAGAGAACAAAUUCCACAUUCUCUUGCCACUGAUGAGACUCGAACAUUAACGUCUACGGACACUGAUUAUACCCACCAUAGACUCUUUCUAAGUGUUCUGAGUCCCGGUUAUGAUAACAAAUCAUGCUCUCUUCACUCUAUGUUGAACGAGCAAUCUGACACAGCUGUUGACCUUGAUUGCCCUUCGAAAGCAUCUAAUUGUCCAGUAAGGAUUGUGGGCAGCUGUGAUGGUUUAGUGUGCGUUGCGAUUGAUAGCCAAGUAUUUAUAUGGAACCCGUCCACUAGAAAUUCCAAGAGAUUGACCGACAUACCGCAUCCGCCCUUCAUCAGUUAUGGCUUUGGUUACGAUGAGUCUACCGAUGAUUACAAGGGGGCAGGAUUUUUUGGGAAGUUUGGUACAAGUGGUUUUGAGGUUGAAGUGAAGGUGUAUGCCUUGAGGACUCCUUCGUGGAGAAGGAUUGAAGGCUCUCCUCAUCGUCUUCCUUCGGAUGGUUUAGGGACAUAUUUAUAUGGUGCCCUUCAUUGGACUGGGCGUAGCGAUUCUAAUGUUGGUUCUAUUAUUGUUUCUGUUGAUUUGGUGAAGGAGGCUCAUGGAGAGGUUUUGGAACCUGAUUAG